Molecule: messenger RNA, 687 nt
Organism: Acaulospora colombiana
Lineage: Eukaryota; Fungi; Glomeromycota; Glomeromycetes; Diversisporales; Acaulosporaceae
Source: the annotation of a GenBank genome assembly
CGACACUCGAUCGGAUCCGACCACUCGACACUACACGAGCACGAGAUUCAACUUCCCAUCACUCCUAUCACUCCAUCUCCACCAAAAGAAGCCAAGAGUCUAGCGGCCAAGGCAGUUUUGUUGGUACAGUGGGUCGUGAUGGUUGUUGAACGAUCGCUUGUCAUUUAUGGAUGGGGUCAAGUCUUGUCUGAGGGAUCCAUCUUUUGGUGGUAUGGAGUACUCACGUUUGCGCGUUAUCUCGGUGCAUGGAGUCGCUGGGGAUGGGGCUGGAACGCCCUCUCCACUUCUAAAUCCAAGCCUUGGUCCGCUGCGCUCGUCGAAUCUCUCGUCAUCUUUACCUAUGGAUUUACACAACAGUUUAUGGAGCGCUUUGGAAAGAACCCAGGGGACCCAUACACUGCCAAGGAUAUCGAGCAUAUUUCGAUCGCAGUCAUGUUUUGGGGUGGUGGAUUAGUCGGAAUGGCAGUCGAAUCUCCAAUGGUUCGAGGAUGGAUAUUUGGUGAAGAAGAACCAGCACCAAAAGAAGAGGAUAGUGGACUUUCGAGUCCUAAAGGCCGAAUGUCUCCCCAUACCAGAAAGGGCAGCGAUAUUCACCACCAUCCUCAUCAUCAACACCACCCCUCCAACACGACCCUCCCUCCAACCCCCUCCCGGCCCUGGUCAUUGGGGUCACUGGCCUCGCCAUGA